Geodia barretti is the source of this 759-nucleotide messenger RNA. Lineage: Eukaryota; Metazoa; Porifera; Demospongiae; Tetractinellida; Geodiidae. The record is from the annotation of a GenBank genome assembly.
AUGGCGAGGCUGGAUGGGAAGGUUGCUAUCAUCAGCGGCGGCGCGCGUGGGAUGGGAGAGUGCGAGGCCCGGCUGUUUGCGGCGGAAGGGGCCUCGGUUCUGAUUGGCGACUUGCUGGACGAUGCCGGCGAGGUGGUGGCGGCCAGUAUCGUAGCGGCCGGCGGGCGGUGCGUUUACCGGCAUCUGGAUGUUACGUCGGAAGAGGAUUGGUCGGCGGCGGUGUCGGCGGCGGUGUCGGCGUUUGGACGGCUGGAUAUUUUGGUGAACAACGCAGGGAUCGGCAGCAGUUCGCAUCGCAUCGAGGAUGAGCCGGAAGAGGCAUGGGACCGCACGAUGGAUGUGAACGCCAAGGGGGUGUUCCUGGGCACGCGGGCGGCCAUACCGGCGAUGCUGGACGUUGGCGGCGGGUCGAUUAUCAACAUCUCGUCGCAGCUAGGAAUCGUGGCAGUGCCGUAUAACGGGUCGGCCUACCAGAGUUCCAAAGGCGCGGUGCGUCUGUUCACCAAGUCAGCGGCAAUCCAAUACGCUGGCGACGGGAUUCGCGUGAAUUCGGUGCAUCCGGGGCCGGUGGUUACCGAGAUGACGCGGGCGAGUCGGGCUGACGCGGAGCGGCACGAGAUGAUGCUGGCCCGGGUUCCGAUGGGCCGGUACGGGGAGCCGGAAGAGGUUGCCUACGCCGUGUUGUACCUCGCUUCCGAUGAGUCGUCGUUCGUUACCGGCAGCGAGGUUGUGGUGGACGGAGGCUGGACGGCGCAGUGA